AUGGGUAACGCCGUGGAUCUGGGGAUGGAGGCCCCGAAGCCCCAAAAGAAGGGGCGGACUUCCAGCAUGGUCCUGGUCGUGGGGCACAUCCGGACAGCUGACAAGAAUCUGCCGGAUGGAGUGCAAGAGCGCCGUGUCGAGGUUUGGGUACAGGCUGACCCAGAUGCCACCAUUGGUUGGGUCCUGAGUCGAGUCAUUGAGGAGUUGGCCCGCAAGGAGCCUGAUGCUCCAUCCAUCGUUGGCCUUCGAGUGAUGAAGGGCGGCGCAAAGAAAGAUGGGGAUGGGAGUGUGCGCGGCAGCUCACAAGCGAGGAGACAGGGCUAUGGUGCUUCACCUGCAGCUGCACUGGCUGGAAGGAACUGCGGCUACGGAGCUUCUGCUCCCAGUGAUCGACAGCCAGAUGACGAUUACGGAAACUUGGAGGAAGAGAUGCUGGUGGACUAUGGCCUGGCAGUGUUGGAAGUGUUAGAGGAAGGAGAUUCUUUAGAGGUGAUUUUUGAGGUGCAGGCGCCUACGAGAGUGGCCAAGGAGACGAUCCAAGAAGCUGGUGUUUCCGUGGGCGACUUCAAGACCAUCCGCGUCUUGGGCACUGGUGCCUCCUGUCGAGUAGUACAGGUUCGACAUAAACUCACUGGCAAGGAGUAUGCUGUGAAGGUGCUGAGCAAGCGGAAACUGGUGACCCAUGACAAGAAGCUGGAGCGUGCCAUCGCUGAAAAGCGCGUGCUUGCACGGUUACAGCAUCCGUUCGUGGUGCAGAUGCACUGGGCCUUCCAAACACAAGGGCACAGGCAGCUGAAUCAACAGAUUCUUUGCUAUGAGAAGCUCUCCCAACUUCAUCAGGCUCGUGCUCCAGUGCCGCCAUCUGGACCAGAUUUGCUGAAUGGUGAAGCUCCUCAAAAGAUUGAGCGGAAGGGCGUCGAGCUCUUGGCGAAGCUCGGUGCGCCAGGUGCGCCAGGUAGCGGCGCGGCCCUGUCGGCGCAGCAGCUGGCGCUGGCGAGUCUCUCUGCGCAGCUGAAGGUCUGCGAAGAGACGUUGAGUCAGGAGGUGGCCACCUUGGAAGCCAAAGCCAAACCGGCCAAGGAGUCCAAGGCACCUGCGGCACCGGCGCCUGUGAGCUGCCCCAUGGGACCGGUGGCACCCAUGGCACCGGUGGCACCGAGGAGCGAGCGUGAACUUUUGAAGCAGAUGCUGCGGAGGAACGAGGUCUUCAAGAUUCGGUUCCUCAUGCGCCGCGACGGAUUUCACCACUACGAUUUGAAGAACCUGAGAAGUGAGCUAUGA
Messenger RNA from Cladocopium goreaui, 1281 nucleotides. The record is from the annotation of a GenBank genome assembly. Lineage: Eukaryota; Dinophyceae; Suessiales; Symbiodiniaceae.